Messenger RNA from Fonsecaea multimorphosa CBS 102226, 204 nucleotides. RefSeq lists its product as uncharacterized. The record is from RefSeq and is a predicted model, not a curated record. Bases 1 to 204 code for a protein of 67 amino acids. Lineage: Eukaryota; Fungi; Ascomycota; Eurotiomycetes; Chaetothyriales; Herpotrichiellaceae. The transcript has a single exon.
AUGGCCACAGUACUCAGGCUUUCAAGCUUUGCAGCCCGACCGCAAAGAGAUACGCCUGCUGAAGCUCGAGACCAAGGCAGAUACACAGAAUAUGAGGUAUACAAUGCAGCCUGCAUCACUUCAGAGUGCGCCCACAUACUGCGCUGCGUCGUAUUGUUGGGGGGCGCCUGUUCCAGCCGGUGCCCAAAAGGAGAUAUUCGUUAA